Messenger RNA from Arachis duranensis, 1296 nucleotides. RefSeq names its product beta-glucuronosyltransferase GlcAT14A. Gene Ontology annotation, cellular component: membrane. The transcript has 3 exons. The record is from RefSeq and is a predicted model, not a curated record. The coding region runs from base 631 to 1245 and encodes 204 amino acids. Lineage: Eukaryota; Viridiplantae; Streptophyta; Magnoliopsida; Fabales; Fabaceae. Gene Ontology annotation, molecular function: glucuronosyltransferase activity.
AUUCAUUUAUUCGUUCAAUAAUGUACUGGACGCAAAUGCAAUAGUGUAGGAGUAUAUAUCAAAGCACUUAGGAAUGUUUUAGUGAUUCCUUUAAUGAGUUCAACAUAUUGGUCCUUAUAAGUUUUGAUGGUUUCAGAGUGCAGACUAAAAUGUCAUCUUUGCAAGUUUAAGGAUUGAUUUGCCAUUUGAAAGUUUAGGGACUAACAUCUAAUAAACAGAUACGAUGGACUAAAAUGGUCAUUUAGAAUAAGUUUGGGGGCCAAUUUGGGAUUUAGCAUUCAGUAAUUUGUAUAAUUUGUGGUGAAAGUGAUAAUAAUUGGAAAUUAUAACAUGGAAUUGAUCGAGUUGGGUUGUUUGUAUUCACAUUUUCUUUGACAUUGAGCUGUUUCACUAGUCUGGCUCAUGAAUUCGAUAGGUGGCAAAGAAGAAAAAAAGAGUACAAGGAAUCAUUUCUUGAUAUUGAUGUUGGUAUUUGUUUCAUACUUGUUUUAGUUGGUGACGGAUGAUUUGUUUGUGGGUUUUGGUUGGCUAGAUAUCCUUCACGUGUUCUCAACCUUGUCUCGCAAUGUUAGUUUCGUCGAUCAUACUGGUGACCUUGGGUGGAAAGAUCAGUAUCGUGCAAGGCCACUAAUGGUCGAUCCAGGGUUGUACCUGGCACAGAAAAAAGAUCUUUUUUGGAUUACUCAGAAGAGGAGUAGGCCAACACAAUUCAAGCUUUUCACAGGUUCCGCGUGGAUGGUGCUGUCAAGAUCGUUUGUUGAUUACAUGAUAUGGGGAUGGGACACCCUACCUCGGACCCUCCUCAUGUACUACACGAAUUUCGUAUCUUCCCCUGAAGGAUACUUCCACACUCUCAUAUGCAAUGCCAAAGAGUUCAGGAACUCAACUGUUAACAGUGACCUACAUUUCAUUUCUUGGGACAAUCCUCCUAAGCAACACCCUCUCUACCUCAAUCCAGCUGAUUACGAAAAGAUAGUUGGCAGCAAUGCCCCUUUUGCCAGGAAGUUCCCCAGAAACGAUUCGGUUUUGUUGGACAAAAUCGAUAAGGAACUAUUGUCCAAAGUUGGUGCUGAAAGGGCUGUUCCUGGAGGGUGGUGCAUAGGAAGCAGGGAGAAUGGGACUGAUCCCUGUUCUGUAGUUGGUAAUACUACUACUCUUAGACCUGGCCCCGGUUCAGAAAGGCUUCAAACUUUAAUUAAUUCAUUGUUAUCACCAGAAAAUUUUAAGCCAAAACAAUGUGUAUAACAAGAAUCAACCAGUACUACAAUUCUAAUUGAGAUUUUUUUAUUUGUUGCC